Trematosphaeria pertusa is the source of this 1476-nucleotide messenger RNA. RefSeq lists its product as uncharacterized. Bases 1 to 1476 code for a protein of 491 amino acids. NCBI's taxonomy places the organism in Eukaryota, Fungi, Ascomycota, Dothideomycetes, Pleosporales, Trematosphaeriaceae. Gene Ontology annotation, molecular function: protein binding. The record is from RefSeq and is a predicted model, not a curated record. The transcript has a single exon.
AUGACGAUACUCGAGGAUCUACCGGAUGAGCUGCUACUCAAGAUCGCCGGGUCUACUCGGUGGAAUGAGGAUAGGCCUAUGAGUGGUGUUUGCAAUCUUGCUCUGGUCUCGCGCCGUUUCCGAAAUAUCGCUCAGGAAUCUCUUUACCGCUCACCGUAUAUCGCCGAUUCCUACAAAUACCGACAAUGCCGUGUUCUGCAGUUUCUCCGCACCAUUCUGGAUCGCCGGGAUCUCCUGGCAAAAGUCAAAGAAGUCUUCGUCGUUGUGAGACACCGCGAAGUCCCACUUCCGAAGGGUGCGGAUUUUAUGGCGGUCAAAGAGGAGUGCAUUUGUCUUCUAGGACUCAAAGCCGACAUUGAUUUCGAGGGGAUCAGACUAAAUUAUGAACCAGCAUUAGUCGGCUUGAUGCUCCAUAUCCUACCGCCCCUCGACGAGCUAGAGAUUUACAUCAAAACCAGGAAAGGCGUAGUCGAUCUUGACGUUGCCGGACUCUUAUUUGGGACUUAUCGUUUCAAAAGUCUUACUGCGGUCCGAGGCCUUUCCCGUCUGAGGAAACUUUCGCUUUGGAGUGGGCCCUUCCACGGGGACUGGCUACGGAUACCUUCCUUGCGCAAGGUUAAGCUUGGAAGCGGUUGUCGCCCGAUGAGCGGCACGUACCAGGGCAUCAACUCGACCGUAUCGGAAGUGGUUCUCCAUGUCAAUACACAGGUGCUCCUGCUGCCAUCUUCGUACACGCAACUUGGAGAGCUUUUGGAAGCGUUCAGCUGCCCUGAGACAUUGAGCUUAUCGGUUGACAAUGCCCCGAUGGCGUACGACGUUAACGGACACCCGCGUUCCCUUGAGAUACUUGGCACAUCUCCCGGGAUGUUCGGAGAUUGUCAAUUAUUGGUGGAUGCGCUAGGCAAGGUUUCCCACUCUCUACGACAACUUCAAGUGGUGGCCGAGCACGUGGAUUGGCGCGCAACGGAAUGGCUAGACCUGAUAGCUCCGGCAAGCUCGCUGACGCAUUUUCCACAGCUGAAAAAUCUCACGGUCCACCAGGAGUUUCUUCUGGACAGAUUUACAUGGACAGAGUUACCCUAUCUCUCUAUUUCCGAAAUCCUGCCUGGAAGCCUCGCGUACCUUGAUAUCAUCAAUCCGACCGCUUCUAUCAGGGGUUUUCUAGGCCAGGUUCCUCCAAUCGCGCCAUCCCAUUUCCCUUCCCUGAAGAACAUCCAGCUUUCGGCCGACGAUGACCGAGGGUGCUCGUUCCUCUGGUUUUGGAGGGACAAUCAUCCUGUCUGGAAGUCACUGGAAGAGAUCGGUAUCCUUGUUGCGGUUCGACAUGUGAGUCGGCUUCGCGAGAAACAGUAUUACGACCAGUUGAACUCCCAGGACGGCACGAACUACCAGCUGGAGGAUCCCGGCAAGGAGCUCAAGGACGACUUCCAAGAUAAGGCGGUCAUAGGAGUGGUGGACUUUCUGAACGCACUUUGA